AUCCGAAUCCUUUAUUAUCGUACUAAUAUUCCUUUCAUAUUUUGAAACGGAACAAAUUCUUUCAUUAUUGUAAUGGUGACAAAUAUUCCAAAGAUCCCUUAUUCCGUAAAAACGCGAUAGAGAUUUUUUUUAAUUCUUUUAAAUCAGAAAAUUGCAAAAUUUCAUAAAUACUUUAAACAUUCAAAACAUGUCAUUUAAUUUAAAAAGAAAUUAUAUUAAUUAAAUAUUAAACAUUUUUAUUUAAAGAUAAUCUAUUUCUUUAGAAAUUUUAACUUUAAAACUUUAAUCAAUUAUUAUAUAAAUGAACUUAAGAAUCAAUGACGCGGAUUAAUUUAUUUCAAAUUCUAUUAAUAUACCAGAAAAAUAAAAAUUUUUGAGUAGAUAGACAUGAAAUAAAAUUUGUAAAUUCAGAAUAUUCUUUCUUACCGAAGUUAUUAAAAAAGAAAAAAAAAGGAAACAACCAUUUAAUUAAAGCCAACAACAUCUCGUCCUCAAUUUCCAAUCGCUUUCACAACUUUUCUUACCACAAAGGAGAUAUCCGCCAAUCGUAAAAUUUGUAUCUUAAUAACCAAGAUCCAAAAUAAUUCGCCAUUCAGUUUUCAUCCCGGUCAGUUCGAAACGAUAUCAUAAAAACCACUACGGAAUAAUUAUUAUCUACGAUAUUAACACUUGUGUGCACGCGCUGGCAGGAUACCGUAACGGCCUCGUCAAAUGCAUCGCUACCGAGCGUUUCAUGGUCGCAAUACGCCUACGACGAUUCCAAGUCGUACCCUUUAUCUUAAUUCCUCCCAGAAAUUCUCAUCCUUAUCUCCUCGGCGCAAUGACAUUCGUUAACCGAUGGCCACUCACUCUCCGCGCGCCGAUCGUUCAGGAAUUUACGUUAUUAUUAUUGCCCCGUAAAAACAAAGUGAGAGGAAAAAAGCGUUUCCCAACGGCGAAUUGCUCGUUCGCUCGCUCGCGCGCGGCCACACUUUACGCGCGCCGUAUCGUUCUCCCGCGAUUUACAAGCCUUAAUGGUAGAGUUAUCGUUGUCGUCGUUAAACGUAAAAUUUUAUACCAAGUUCUUUUCCCCGCGGCGUGCGUCCGAUUCUCGAUAAAAACGAUCGUAAACGAAACCCUCUCCUCCGUUAAAUCCGAUAAUUCAACUCGACUGGAUCUCGUCAGUGUCGCCGCGCGAAUUUCUUACUUCAACCGAAUCACCUCUUCGCGAGACGAGGCCUAUAUAGAUAGCCACAACGUAUAUCCUUCGAAAAACAUCGAACGAGUUUUGUAUCCACUCCGCCGAAGAUCGGGAAUCGAGGAAUCGGAAACGACUAAAAAUCCUCCUCCAGUGUCGCCACGAUGCCCUCUCUCCUAGGUAACGGCGGAAUCCACGACUAUGACGAAAAUUUCGGGGUUCGAUGGGGUUGCGGAGGAAUGGCCGAGCAGGACACGGUAUCCAUGGGCACGAAAUAAAACGAGUCGAAGAUCUGCAUAAUUCAUGGGGGGAAAAAGGGAUCGCUGUUUUGGGGUUAGCCGCCGCCGCCGCCGCCGCCGCGGCGUUCGUCCUUCAGCGUGGCGUUUGUAACGUAUAGGUAGAGCGGUUCGUGCGGAUCGAUCGAGUCGGUUCACCGCGACAGGCCACGCCUGCGCGGUUCACGGGGCGCGCGAUUCGUGGAACCGCGCGGCACGGAGGCGUGGCCUGUCCGAGGGGGCGGAGCUAGGCAACCGCACGCCUUCGUGCGGUUCAAAGAGCGGAGGCGCGGAGGAGGUGAACGACAGCGCAGUCGACUAUCUGCUCUGGGACGGAGUCGCUCGUACACCUUUACCUCCCGCUUCUCGCUCGUGUCUCCGUGACCGGCGAAGCAACGGCGCGAGGAACGAACUUUUUUCGACGACCGCUUCCUCAUUCUCGAUCCGUUUUUCCAUCGAGUAGCUCGAUUCGGAGCUUAGAAUCCAGGGAGAAGGGAGAGAGAAACAGAUGGAAGAACGAGGACGAGGAACGACUGGUCCAACAUCGUAAGAAGAUUGGUCGAUCGGGAGGCGUGGAGGCAGAAUGCGGUGAUCGAGAGUAAUAAACGUGAUAAAGAAGCCUUCGAAAGGCUUCAGGCCGCGACAACCAUGCUGUUGCCGGCCGAUAUGCUUGCGGCUCAAUCCAAGAUGGUGUACCAGAUCAACAAGUAUUUCGGGGAGCGUGUGAUGACCAGGAAGAGCCAGGUGAUGAAGACGAUCCAAGAGGUGUGUCGCGUGGUUCAGGACGUGUUGAAGGAAGUCGAGGUGCAGGAGCCAAGGUUCAUCUCCUCAUUGACCGAUUACAACGGCCGUUUCGACGGUCUCGACGUGAUCUCGCCGACGGAGUUCGAAAUCGUGAUUUACCUUAAUCAAAUGGGGGUCCUGAAUUUCGUGGACGACGGAACGUUGCCCGGAUGCGCGGUGCUAAAGCUUAGCGACGGACGAAAGAGAUCCAUGUCUCUUUGGGUGGAGUUCAUCACCGCGUCCGGUUAUCUGUCCGCCCGGAAAAUUCGCUCGCGAUUUCAAACGUUGGUGGCACAGGCCUGCGACAAGUGUGCCUAUAGGGACUCCGUGAAGAUGAUAGCGGACACGACAGAAGUGAAACUCCGAAUUAGGGAGAGAUACGUGGUACAAAUAACGCCGGCGUUCAAGUGCGCCGGCCUCUGGCCCAGAUCGGCUUCCCACUGGCCCAUCGCGCACAUACCUUGGCCGCAUCCUAAUAUCGUGGCCGAGGUGAAAACGGAGGGUUUCGACAUGUUGUCGAAGGAGUGUAUCGGUUUGCAGGGCAAACAAUCGGCGAUGGAGGGCGACGCCUGGGCGUUAUCCUUCAUAGACGCCGAGAACCGUUUGCUUCAGGGUGGUAGCAGGAAACGUUGCCUGAGCAUUUUGAAAACUCUCAGGGACAGACACCUCGAUCUACCCGGAAAUCCUGUGACCAGCUAUCACAUGAAAACCUUGUUGCUGUACGAAUGCGAGAAACACCCGCACGAAGCGGAAUGGGACGAAACGUGCAUCGCGGACCGUAUUAACGGGAUCCUUUUGCAAUUGAUCUCUUGCCUGCAGUGCCGCAGGUGUCCGCACUAUUUCUUGCCGAACCUGGAUCUGUUUAAGGGCAAGUCGCCUAGCGGUUUGGAGAACGCGGCUAAGCAAGUGUGGAGACUCACCAGAGAGUUGUUGACCAACAGUCGUGCUCUCGAAAAGCUAUAGUGUAGAAGAAAUUUCUGAUCUGUGAGAGAGUAGUAUCGAGAGUAUGAGAAAGAAAUCUCUUCCGUGUUUGUGUUUGAAGAAGAAGUUACGGAUACUCUGAAAUCGGAGGCCUACUUCUGGAAGAGAAUCUUCGAGCAAGCUGCUCGAUCAUGAUUAACGCGUUCGUCGAAGAAUCUCGUUUCGAAGCCGCGCAGUGUGUGCCCGCGAGGGGAAUAAUCGCGCGUGUGUGAUUUUGUGGAGGACGCCGAGGACGAUCGAACCAGUGCCAUAAAUACGCCGACGUUGACAGUCUCUGUUUCAGUUUCGAAUCGCCGACGGCAAUCGGAUCACGAUACUUAAUUCUUAACCGGUGUUACUCGAUUUCGUCACUACGUUAUAUACUGGUCCCAAUUAAGAGACAACGAUAGAGAUAUUAUAUCGAUACGAUUGUGAUUGUUAUACGAUAAAGAAAUUCGCGAUCGAGAUGAAUAUUGUGUGAACACGAGAUAUAAGUACGAUAAAUAGUUUGGAGAAGUAUGGACGAGAAUGAGUGAAGAACCGCGUUUUAGACUCAUCGGUUGUGGGUUAUGCUUGAUUCAUCCUGUCUCCCUCUGUCAUUAUGUACAUACUACUUGCAAAGAUAUUUAUUGAAAGUGUACACGAGAUAUGUGAAAUACAAUGCUAUUUAUAUGGAA
This is a messenger RNA of Apis cerana (Asiatic honeybee), 3872 nucleotides long. Its product is annotated as protein mab-21. Lineage: Eukaryota; Metazoa; Arthropoda; Insecta; Hymenoptera; Apidae. The record is from RefSeq and is a predicted model, not a curated record.